CCGUCCCGGCGAGGCGUGAUAGCGUCACUUCCUGUUAUGGGGUCGAUUGGCCGAAGCUCAGGCGUGUGGGCGUGGCGCCAGGGUUCCGACUCGGCAAGUUGAGGGCUGAACCGUUGAACCCAUGGCUGCGAUCAAAGUCGCCAACCCCAGGGCUGAGGUGACGCGCAGCCAGGCGGCCUUGGCUGUGAACAUAUGCGCCGCCCGAGGGCUGCAGGAUGUGCUGCGGCCCAGCUUGGGUCCUAAGGGCGCACUAAAAAUGCUUGUUUCUGGGGCAGGUGACAUCAAACUCACAAAAGACGGCAAUGUACUGCUUCAUGAGAUGCAAAUUCAACAUCCAACAGCUUCCAUCAUAGCAAAAGUGGCAGCAGCCCAGGACCAUGUCACAGGAGACGGCACCACCUCGAAUGUCCUGAUCAUUGGGGAGUUGCUCAAACAAGCCGAUCUUUACAUUUCUGAGGGCCUGCACCCUAGAAUCAUAGCUGAAGGAUUUGAUGCUGCAAAGACGAAAGCACUUGAAGUUUUGGAUGAAAUUAAAGUGGAAAAGGAGAUGAAAAGAGAAAUCCUCUUAGAUGUGGCUAGAACAUCCCUGCGAACAAAAGUUCAUGCUGAACUGGCUGACGUGUUAACAGAGGCUGUGGUGGAUUCUGUCCUGGCUGUUAGAAGACCAGGUCUCCCUAUUGAUCUCUUCAUGGUAGAAAUCGUGGAGAUGAGGCACAAGUCAGAAACAGAUACACAGUUGAUUCGAGGAUUGGUUUUGGACCAUGGUGCCCGUCAUCCAAGCAUGAAGAAGCAAGUGCAAGAUGCAUUUAUCCUCAUUUGCAAUGUGUCACUAGAGUAUGAAAAAACAGAAGUGAGCUCUGGUUUCUUUUAUAAGACUGUAGAAGAGAAAGAGAAAUUGGUAAAAGCUGAAAGAAAAUUUAUUGAAGAUAGAGUGCAGAAAAUAAUAGACCUAAAACAGAAAGUUUGUGCUGAGACCAAUAAAGGAUUUGUUGUCGUUAAUCAAAAGGGCAUUGAUCCGUUCUCCUUAGAAAUGCUGGCAAAACAUAAUAUCGUAGCUCUUCGCAGGGCAAAAAGAAGAAAUCUCGAAAGGCUUGCUCUUGCUUGUGGAGGAAUAGCUGUGAACUCCUUUGAAGACCUUAAUGAAGAUUGUUUGGGGCAUGCUGGCCUUGUAUUUGAGUAUUCAUUAGGUGAAGAAAAGUUCACUUUUAUUGAGGACUGUGUGAAUCCUCUCUCUGUCACCUUGUUGGUCAAAGGACCAAACAAGCAUACUCUCACACAGAUUAAGGAUGCUUUAAGAGACGGACUUCGUGCUGUCAAAAAUGCCAUCGAAGAUGGCUGUGUGGUUCCAGGGGCUGGAGCAGUUGAAGUCGCAAUAGCAGAAGCUCUUGUUAACCACAAGCACCGUGUGCAGGGAAGAACUCGCCUUGGCAUCCAAGCCUUUGCAGAUUCCUUACUUAUUAUCCCGAAGGUUCUUGCUCAGAAUUCUGGUUAUGACCUGCAGGAAACAUUGAUAAAAGUUCAGACUGAACAUGCAGAAUCAAAAGAGCUUGUGGGCAUAGACCUGAAUACAGGGGAGCCGAUGGUAGCAGCAGAAGCAGGAGUUUGGGAUAAUUAUUGUGUGAAAAAACAUCUUCUUCACUCAUGCACAGUGAUUGCCACCAACAUUCUCCUGGUUGAUGAAAUUAUGCGAGCGGGCAUGUCUUCUCUCAGAGAGUGAUUGAAUUCAAGAUCAAUUCAUCUGGAAGACAAGAUAGCAUGCAUGUCAUAUCCAACACCGGCUUAUGGCCUUAACUGUUACAAAAUAAAUGUGGUGUGUAUCUUUUGGUCUCAGCUGUUUCAGAAACACUUAAUCAAAGUAUAAAGAACACACAAAUUUUCCCAGUAAAAGAAUAAUAAUAGUAAUAUUUUCUGAGUUUUAACUCCCCACCCUAUAAUAUAUGUUAUUUCCGUUCUCAUAAAAUAAAAUGUGUCAUGAUGCCUAUACCUUCUGGGCACAGGUUUUAGAGUAUCCAAGUCAAUUUCCAGUUUAUCAGAGAUCUUAAAUGUAGUAAGAUAAAUGUUCUCUUUUCUUUCUAAAGCCCUUCAGUAAUUUCCUGCUGCCACUUUCUUAGGAAUGUGGCAUCACAUAUAAUAUAAUUUUCUCAUGCACAGUCCCUAGCCCAACCUAUUUAGCAUAUAGUUUGUUAUAGUUUGCUUAGCCUUUAAAGGUGUGGGCAGGGUAUGGCUAUGUAGCUUGGGCUGGAAUUUAGAAUCCUCCUGCCUCAGUGUCUGAGUGCUGGUGUUAUAACCCUGCUCUUUUCAGCAACCUGUACUCUGCCCUGGCUCUGAUAGCCCUGACUGGACAGCAAGGCAGUCCCUCUGGAAAGGCAGGGCUUAUUAGCAUCAGCUCUAUGAGAACACUGCCUUUGGUUCUAGUGUAGCUAGUCUGUAGAUAGACAGUCCUGAUAUCCAUUUGUUUAAAGCUCUCCAGUUAAUCUCUCUCCAGGCUCUUUGUCCAUGUUCUUUGCCUGGAUCCAAGUUGAUAAGAUAUUAAAAUGUCUCAGGUGUGUUCUUGGAACUUGUUUAUAGCACUAGGAGAAGAUUCCUUUGAUCAUUUCAUGCGUUGGUUGAAAAAUCUACAAUUUUAUACCCUGUUUUAUUUCACUUAGUAUGUUUGUUGACAUCUCUUUAAGUCAGUAGCCAAUGCUUCUAAACAUCCUUGCAUGACAGUUCAUUGCAAGACACACUUCUGUUUAGUUUACUGUUUGUAUUUUAAGUUUCCAUUGUCAACAUACUAUGUGCAUCAAGACUUUUUUGUGCAGAUUUUCAGGAAAGAGUCUCAGGCUGUAGCCCAGGUUGGACUUGAACUCUCAGCACACCUUCUGCUUAUCCUCCCGAGUGUUGGGUUUACAGGCACAAGCCAACAUGCUUUGAA
This is a messenger RNA of Peromyscus californicus insignis, 2914 nucleotides long. RefSeq names its product chaperonin containing TCP1 subunit 6B (gene Cct6b). Lineage: Eukaryota; Metazoa; Chordata; Mammalia; Rodentia; Cricetidae. The transcript has 14 exons. Bases 122 to 1717 code for a protein of 531 amino acids. Gene Ontology annotation, molecular function: ATP-dependent protein folding chaperone; ATP binding; ATP hydrolysis activity. The record is from RefSeq and is a predicted model, not a curated record. Gene Ontology annotation, biological process: protein folding. Gene Ontology annotation, cellular component: chaperonin-containing T-complex.